Molecule: messenger RNA, 6717 nt
Organism: Danaus plexippus (monarch butterfly)
Lineage: Eukaryota; Metazoa; Arthropoda; Insecta; Lepidoptera; Nymphalidae
Exons: 10
Coding region: 1416-5855 (1479 amino acids)
Source: RefSeq, a predicted model, not a curated record
UGUCCUUUGAAAUAUAAUAUGAAACGAGUGGGCGAAGUAGAGAAACGAACGAACGACUGAACGAACUGACACGCCUCACUCGUUCAUUAGUAUGUACCCAUACAAUAUAUUAGCGAGCCGAGUCUCAGUAGAUAUAAUGUGUGUUAACUCGGCGCCUCCUUUGUUCCAACUUCCAACGUCGCAUUGCAGUGAACAAGUCGCAGUCCGCGGACUUGCAUACGUAUCAUCAACUACCUUUUAUAGUUUGUUUUGUUUCAUAAUAUCAAUAAGAGCUAAUGAUUUUAUAACAAUAAUAAAGUAAUAUCGUUACACAUUUAUAUUGUUUGUAUGAAUUUACUUAUAAAGAGUUGAUUCUUUUGUUAAUGAAGAAUUAAUUCACGUACAUGGUCACUGAAGCCAGAGGAGGUGAUAAGUACAACAUAAGCUGGUUAUAAAAUAUAGCUUAGCUUUUUUUUUUAAUUCAGAAAGCCGCUUUAUAACAACGUUACCGCGACUCUUUAAUUACUAUUAUUUUUAUGUUCUGAGUUUCUUUAAAAUGAACGAACACCUGUAACAUCUCGGACCUCGAGGGACGGAUGUUUUAUUGGCCUUGCAAAAUUAGUUUUAGUCAGAUUCGGAAACAUUACACUUUAGUUUCUUUUGUGAAACUAUUUUAUAAAAUAAGUUUGUCACUGUUAAUAAUUCCUAAAUAUUAUUAUCUCAAUUAGUGCAGUAUUGAAAGGAACACUCUGCGACUAGAUCGUAAGCGGUGCUGAGCCUGUGGGAGUUUAUAUAUAUCAGUGCAGCGAGUUCGCAUUAUUACCAUACAUAUUGAAGGUUUUUAGCGAGCGACUAUAGAGAGGCUUAGGUACUAGUCAUAACGUGAGUAGUUUAUUGUUCGAAUAUUGUUAUGAAUAUAGUGAGUGGGCGGUCGCCGUCGGGCCGGGCCGGGUGCCGCCGGAGACCUUUACCGUGAUGUCUCUCAGUUAAAUGAGUCAGACGCGACCUGGGACACAUUGGAUACAGCGUUAUGUCCUGGCUCACCUCACGCUAGACGCUACCUUCUCCAAUAUAUAAAAAAAAUAAAAAAAUCCCUGUCCUACUGGCACUUCUUGCCACUUUUAAUUAUUUCUUAUAUUUUUUUUUUAACUAACCUAACCUAACCUAACAUAAAUAUUAUUAUGAAGCAACCUUGUUAUAUAAACGUCUCCUGAACAUUAUAUUAUGUGCUCACAUUAUGAGCCAGAACAAGAACUAGGGAACAUAGCACACAAACAUACAACACUAUAUGAAGACAGAGCUUUAACCUGUUUCUGAAGAAAGAACACCUGGUAGACAAAUUACCAAACAGGAGACAGAUAGUCUACUUCAAAUACCGAAUACAAUUCAAAUUGUCACAAUAGUUAUGAUAUCCGCAGCACCAGCCAACGUCGGGAAUGACGAGCCAAACUAAUAAGCACCGCUGCGGAGCUCGUGGAGCGUCGCCCGCCCUGCGCGACUCGCUGAGACUGCUGAGAGACGCCUGGCCGGAGCCCGCCUCGCUCAGACAUCGGUACCGACAACUAGCGGUGGAUGAAGGAGCCAGCGACUCGUACGAGCGAACGUGCGUUAAGGCAGACAUGUUGAACACCCGCGGCUUGGGGGGUGUCGGGGUCGCGGGCGGAGGAGCUGCCUCGCCCGGUAUGCUGCGGAGACGAUACUCUGUGCCCGAAACGAUUAUGAGAAAGUAUCGACUAGCACAGCAGCGAUCUGAAGGAGAUAGCGAAGAUGGCGGGCGAUGGAGUGCGACGGGGAGCAGUGGACGUGGAGCAUGCGCUUGGUGCGGUUCUCGAGCAAGUGCUGCGCGCCGCGAACGGGAACAUAUGCGAAAAUCUGCUUUGCUGCGAUUGUGGGGCCGCGCCGGGGCUCCCGUAGCUCGCGCGUGUGCGUGCGCCGCCUGUGGACCAGGACCAGGUCCUCCACCUGUACCAGUCGGCACGCGUUCUCUGGACGCUUCCCACACGGAGCUCCGCACCUCCCCGCGUCGUCUUCGGUCGGACUCGCCCAAUGAGCGCCUGGUUGACUGCUCGUCCACGGUUACCAAAACAACGGUGGAUACGGCCCCGCUGAGUGAUUCAUCCGAGAAGUUGGGACACGCGACUGAUUCUCGAGUUAUCCUAUCCUCCGUCGAUAGUCGGCAGCUCAGAAUCGAUGAGUGUUCUUUUUCCGAUCAGUCAGAUCCAUUUACAAGUUCCCCGCCAACUAUGAAAGAGUAUCACACCAGGCCCUCCACAGGCGAGUUUAUUGAUGGACGAGUUAGCGAGAGAUCGGUAAACGUCGAAAACAACGACAGCAAUAUUGUUCCGUACACGCAGCCACUGUCGCUGCAGACAUCACCUUACGAUAUUUUAGAAAUUGUAGUCUCUGAAACUUUGGAGGUGCGUCCGAUUACAGUAACAAAAAAUGUUUCUCCACCCGUUUCCCCUCCACGAAUUGCCAAAAAUCAAUUGGAAAAUUCGAAAAGAGUAGGUAAUAUACCUCUGGACGAAUAUGUGUCUAAUAUGUUAAUUGAAAGUCUAAAUUCUUUGAAUGAUCAAUUAGAAUCAAUGAAUGCGUCGAUUGGAAGCGAAAGAAAAUUAAAUAUUGUAGAAAAAGAGAUAAAAGUUAAACUACAAAAUACGGGUGUGAAUACUAUAGUUCAUUUAAGCCCCACUUCCAACAAUCAAAUAAUAUUCGGCAACGAGGAGCUUUACGAAAGUAACGAAACAAGCGAUCUCUGUAAAAAUCCUCGUGACACCUACAGUAGUAACAUUCGAGAAGAAAUAGUAAGUUUGGAAUUGAAUAAUAAUUUAACUUCAGCAGAAAGUCUACAACAAGAUCAGACAAAUGAAACUAAUAAGAAACAGAUAAUCACAGAAAAAUUUCUAAAUGUUCCGACAGAAACUGUAAAUAGAGCCGUGCUUCAGCAAAUACAAAAACUUUUUAAGGAUGAACUUCAACAUCUUGAACCCGAAAUACAUGCUCCGGAAGUUCCGCUGCCUGGUGUUUCCCAUAUAGAAAUAUCAAAUGUCGACGUAUUUAUUGAUGAUAAUGGCGGAAAAUUUGAUGACAAAAAUAAAACUGAUGAGACAGAAAAUAAGGCCUUUGAAGCUCUGGGAGGUGUAGGGUCUUGUAACUACUAUCAAGAAAUAAAUCAUACUCCUGUUGUUCCUCGUUUUUCAGCCUUUCCACACACAGAAUCUAUGGAGGUAAAUACAUCUUCAUCGGAAGAUACUGAAAUUUUAGGCUCCGAAUGCACGAGUCUGGUUGAUAGUUUAGAUGAUCCCAACUCGCCACGUUCCGUACUUCUCCGAAAGUCUUUUAAUAAUAAAAGAACUGAACUCGUUCGGUCAUCUAUAGAUGUCUUAGAUUUAUUACCUGAAAAUAUGAACCAAACUGAUAAUAUUUAUCCAAAAGAAAAAGCCGAAUCUUUUUUUAUAAGAAUCAAAGAUGACGAUUGCAACUGCGAAAAAGAAAAUAUAGUUGUGGCAGAUCAUAUGCCGGAAACUAUAAAACAAAGGUUAUAUCGACGGCAUAGAAAGAGAGAGUUACGUAUGGAAUCUGCACGUCGCAGCAAAGUAAAACAACUCAAAAGAGAUCUUGAUAGCAAUUUUAUUGAAUCUCAAAAGAUGAAAAAAGAAAUAGAGAAAGAAAGUAUAAUUUUAAUUAAUGCUCUCAUUGAUGAGGUUAUUAUCAAGAUAGCGCAAGAUGAAUACAAGUGUAUGCACAUUAAAAAAAGAGCAAAUAAAUUAUCUUUAACUAAACCAGAUGAUAGUCUCUCGAAAAAACAUUGGAAAAAAGACAACGAAAACAAUAACAAAGCAGUCAAAACUAAUAUUCAGACUCGUUCACAUACGGAUGAUGUACAUGUUAACCAUCAAAGCAACGAGGCAUAUGUCCGAGGUAGACUCUCUUUACAAUCACCUUUAUCACCGGAAAAUAGCCCUCCUUCAAGAAUAUACCAGAAGUCAGAAAUACACGAUGGUAGCAAAUGUAUAGAAAUCUUAGAGAUUUUAGAAUAUGUUAAUAGUUCUCAAAAUUCCGAGACAACGAAUUCUGAUGAGAAUCAUAAUUUAGGAGUUAAAAGUAGAAAGUCCAAAAUUCCAGUACCAGUACACGAAAAGGACCAAAAAAUUUCAAGAAGUAGAACAGAGAAAGGUUGCAAGAGUAACUGUACAAGAAGGACAUCUCUUCUCUCCGAUGAGAGAAAUUGUAAGUCGAGUCAUCUUUUGGCCAACAUGUUGCUGACUACGUUUGUUGAUACAAGUGAGGGGAAUAAUAGUUCACCACAAAUCCAUCCACUUACAAGACGUGCUUCUGUACCAUGUGAAGCUAGGUCGCGUUCUAACUCUUUAAGGUUUAAAAAUGUUUUUGACAUCAUUGAAGAAGAGAAAAGUAGUCUUAGUUUUGAAUCUACUGGGGAAGAUUCAGCGUAUAACCGUCGAGCUUCUGCCCCAAGUUUUUCUCAAUUUGAUACUAACAAACAAAUUGAUAAGGAAGAAAUUCAAAAGCAAAGACAGGAAUACAAGGAACGAAGUUCGUUCCUCAAAGAAAGGCACUUUGUGGAUACUAGGAGUGCUGGAACCUCACCAAUGUUGGAUACCUGUAAGCAAAUAAACGUAGCUGCCAUGACGUCGCCCCAUCGUAAGUCGGCCAGCACUAGCCCUAUAAGAAUGGCCAGUACAGCAAGCUCUGGCGCAGGUAGCUUGCAGGCAGCAGGUGCUUCGAGAGCCCUUCAGUCUUCCUGCCCAACCGUCCCUCGCUCUCCACGAUCUCAUCUCGAGGAAGGUUCAAACGCCAGACGAAAAUCGAUUAGCACACAGCACGAACCGUCUCGUAGAUUACGAGGAGGGCACAGUGAGUCCGAUACAGCUUCUUCAGUAUUCCGUGUUAAGCGGGGAAGAAAAGUAGAUGGAAAGAAAAGAACUGACCUCUGUUCCGUGGGCAACACUAGACGAUCGUUUGAGGAUAUAGCCUCUAUAGGAGAACAAGAACGAAACAAAGAGCGCACGAAGAUAAGGGAAAUUCUUGGAGUCGAGAAAAGAAGAAAGAGUGAGGUGAAGGCAGGAACUCAAAUAGAAAAAGAGCGAAGGAGGCGAAAAGAAGCCAAGGAGAAACGUGAGGAGGAGUUAGAAGAGGAGUGGAGCUCGAGUGAGUCUAGUGGCAGUCUACUGUGUUCUCUAGCACCAGCCUGGCUAACUGCGCGCCGUCGACGCCGUCGCGCCGCUCCCUCAGGCGAGUGGGCUGUGACAGUAGCAGGUUCUUGUCCCAGUAUAUUACCUAACGACGUGGAGAUGCGUCUGAGGUUUCCGGACCGAAGGAAGGUGUCAUUGAGCUCUUCGACAAUUUCUGGACAGUCACCACAUCUCGCUCACCCCAUACAGCAGGUCCUAACACAGCAUGCUUGCCACCACGCUGUGGCGUGUGGUCCAUCGUGCUCGCGCGUGCUCGGACGUGCGGAGGACGAGGGACGAGUCAGGCUCACUCUCAAGAAGGAGGCUUCAGACUCUUCAAUAGUAGCAUCGAAGAGUAUUAAGAAGUCAUCUGAGUUGCUCCCCGACCUGCAGACCUACCGCGCCUCACGCAGUAAGACGCGUAGCUCUGUAAAGAGAAGGCGGUUGUUCCAGACGCAGCGGGGAUACUCCCUACACUGUUGGCUUCCGGAAGACGAUUCUAUGCCGAUAAGGCCGUGUAAUGGAUUGUCAGUGGAAGGCAGCGCGAUCGUCCCUCAUCGCAAGCCGCGUGCUCCUUCUAUGAGUGAGAGGGACCUCACCCGGCUCUCCUCGCAUUCUCACCGCACUCACCACCUACCGCACCUGCGCUCCUACCUACCCACAAAUUUACGAAAUAUGUUCUAAAGGCUUCACCAAAUAUUACGUUAGUGCCAUCGAUAUUUUAAAUUGAUUAGUGAUAAUUUUUUAUGUAUUAUGUAUUUACCAUCAGAUGAGACUGUAUCCUCACAGCUGAUGACCCUCAGUGAUCACCCUGAUGGUACUUAUGUUAUACCAUAUAUUGUAAUGAUUUACUGAAUUAUAGUGGUAAAACGUUUGAUAAUUUUUAAUAUUAAUUUGUGAGUUGACUCUCUGCUGCAAAUGUAAAUAGAAACUAUAAGAGGGUAGUUUGUUUUAAAACGUGUUUAAUGCAACAGUCAGUCAAUUCCCCUCGUCUGUUCGGCGCAGACUUCGUCAAGUGUGCACUAAAUUGUGAAUAUAUAUUGUGUUUCAACGAGGGCUUAUACUUUGUAAGUGAUAUUUUGUCUUUCGUCUAAUGUUCUAGCUAUUAGCAUUUCAUUAACUGAAUUAAUGACUGUUAAUUAGUAUAAUGUGAUACAGUGGAGUGACCUUGAAACUCGAUCCACAUGAAUUGUGAAAAUCAAAAAUAUAACUUUUUCAUUAAAAUACCUGAAAGCUUUUAAUAUUAAAGCCAGUGAUUAAAAGUUAAUCAAUUAUAAUAUAAAGAUUGUGACAUAAGUAUGAAUCGUUUUGUUGAGAUACCCGGAAGUCGUUGCAAAUAAAACUAAAAUUUAAACGCUAUUUAAACUAAUACUUUACAAUGAUAAGUAAACCCAAGUGACGACAUUGUUAACGAGAAUAUCUUUUUUAUGCACAUGUUAUAUUAUGUAAGUCGUUAUAUACUUUUAUAAUUCAUUGUUUAAUUUGUAUGAAAGAGUUAAUGGUUUCAUGAGGACUGUAAACAAAAUUAAUAAAAAUGUAUGUUUUA